This is a messenger RNA of Benincasa hispida (wax gourd), 1194 nucleotides long. The record is from RefSeq and is a predicted model, not a curated record. NCBI's taxonomy places the organism in Eukaryota, Viridiplantae, Streptophyta, Magnoliopsida, Cucurbitales, Cucurbitaceae.
AUGUCGUCCGACUCAGAUUCUCAGAACCAAAGCUACAGCUUAGGCAAUGAUUCGUCGGUAAGUUCCUUCUCCUCCUCUUCAUUUUUGAGUUCACCACCACCUAGCCCUAGGAAAUCAACCUCCGUCCCUAACCAAUCAAAAGCCUCUUAUGGCGACGCUACCUCUUCUCAGCGUCUGGCCGCCUCUACAUCUCCUUCCACCUCCAUGAAAGCUUUGGCCAAGAGCUCUAAGAAACCUGUAAACCCUCCGGCCAAAACUUCUUUGCCUAGGGCUAAAACCCCACAAAAAUCCAAGUCUGCCCCUAAACCAAGGGUAAAGACACUAGCCAAGACUAGGACCCGUCCGUCAUCUAUGGCCGCGUCCAAACCUUAUACUAAGCCUGCCCCACCACCAUUUAUCCUGAACAUAACCUUGGUAGGUGCAACGCAUGAACCUCUUCCUAUCUAUGCCCAUACCGCACCAUCUCUAGCGGUGCAUCCACCUCCCCCUCUAUCCAUUGAACCGUUAGCCAUAAUUUACCCGGUGGAAUCAGACAUGUCUAACCAGCCAUCACCUUCACCUAUCCUAAUAUCCUCUCCGGGGAAACCUCACAGCCCUAUGGGCACCCCGCCAUUCACUCCACCUAUCCCAGCCUCUGACAGUCCUGGAUCAGAGCAUAACCUUGAAAACUUGGUAGAGUUAGCAAGAUGUGAUGAAGAGGAAGUAUUUGGAGCUAUUCUAGCAUCGCUCAACCAAGAGCAAGAAGCAACUCAAGUGAUGCAUUUAGAUCCACCAAACGCAUCCCUCGAGUUGGAUGAAACAGAAAGAUAUGCAGCGAUGCUAGACGAAGAGAUGGAAAAUGAAGAAAGGGAAGAGAAUGAAGGAAGAGAAGAAGAACGUAGAGAAAGGAGAGUUGGCCCUGACGCAUCGCAACCAUGCCCAUCUAAUGCGAAUGAAGGGCCUAUAAAUCAAAGAGAGUAUCAAGGAAAAGAAGGUUGGAGGAAGAAGAAGAAGAAGAAGUUGCACCCAGACCUGAGGGUGCAACGCGUGAAAAAAGGCACAACGCUUUGGAAAAUGAUUGGAAGAAAAUGCGCCGCGAGACAAGGGCGAAGGAAAAACAAUCUCCAAAAGGAGUUGGACAAUGAGUUAAUAGAGUUGGCUAAAGAGGCAAGAGAACACGCGGCAGGGAAAUGCGGUAACGGAGGCGUUACCUAA